CAUUAUCGAUAGAGUUAUGCACAAGGACAAUGAUAUCUUGUCCUGUAGGGAACUGAGUCACUUUGAGUUGAAAACUGUGGAAGCAUUCUUCAUACGAAAUAAUAUUGAAACUUUACACUUGUUUCAGCCACGCGAAAUAUUUUUGCAAACGUGUAAUAUCGUUUGGUGUCGCAAAGUUGAGAACUUUUCCUAUCGUACUUUUUCUUCAACUUCUCUCUAUGGUCUUCUUUUCAUUCGACGUAUAUUGUAUUAUGCCUCAGCUAUACAAAGUUACGAUAAGGAUGUUCUGCAAUCUGCUCUUCAACUUUCUUACCAGUCGGACGUAGAGAAACGUGCUUGGAGGGCCUAUUUAUUUCGAUAUUGCUGGUCAGGUCGUUCUAUAGUUGAUUCUUUUUUUCAUACUCUUGUUACUAUUUCUAUGGAGGACGAGAGUGCUCUUGUAAAGUUAUGUAGCAUCGAUUCUCUCUUCUACUGGGUCAGACAGAGUGGAGAAGACUUUUGCUCACGUUUGCUUUUGUUGCUGAAAUAUUUGAUCCCCAGUCUUUUUAUUCGACAACCAAAAGUCAUUCGUUAUUUUAUUUUGAAGCAUCUUUUGCAGCUCGUAGACGUAUUCAUUGCUAUUCCGAUGAAAAGGCAGCCAUUGGCUCUUCAUCAUUCGUUUCUAAUCAUUGCAUUGAAAGUAUGCAACGAUCCUUCUUGUUUAGUUCGUCAAUUAGGACUUCAGUUAUUAGAAAAACUGUUAUUCAGGCCCAAUUUUAUUAUUCUACAGGCUUUUUUAAGGAAGAGUAUCAGACCGGAGAAAUAUUCUUUUAUUUCCAAUCCUAUUAUAACUAGUAGUUGGGACUAUCUUCAUUCACUUCUUCAGAAACUCAAGUUGAAUAACAGCAAAGGUAUUGUUGCUCUUGAAGUAGCCGGCUCUUUGGUUCAACUUGCUGAGGAUUCUUGUUUGCAUAUACGACUGUCAUUCGUUCAUGUAAUUGAUAUGCUUCUGUAUUACUUUAAGACCAACACAAGGUUAACAGGACAUGUUGUCGACUGCUUAUUGUCGUUGUUGUAUGACUCGAGUGGCUUGAUUCGUGUAAAGGCGUUGAACGUGUUGACUUAUCACGCACAAGACUUGUGCCUUGGCGAUAUAUCCUUAAAGAAGUUGUUGAUGUGUCUCUUAGAUCCCAAUCCUUUGUUUCGCUAUUCAGUUGCGUUCUUAGUUUCUAAUCUAAUGCUAUGUGAAGACUGCAACUUGGGUCUUAUCUUCAAAUACUAUAUGAAGGCCUUUGAAUUCUUCCAAAAUGAUUUGCCUAUUUUGUCAUGGAGCAUUGAAAGACUAGGUAUUCGGAAUCCUCAAUUUGUCCGAAGAAGUGUUUUGAUUUUUCCUCAAUUGGUGAACAAAUGCCUUUUCAAAACAUGCAACUCAAUAGACCCAGUCGAGAGAAAUAUUUUGUAUCUUAGUGAACAACACAAGUUGCUGCUCAUGUUCAAGUUUUUUCUUUCUUCAAAUGAUGAACAAGUGAUUGAAAGCCUUCCACGAGCUUUUGUUUUGUUGUUUGACAUUCGCAGAAGAAAAUAUGAGGAACACCGUUUAUCUUUAAGUUUACAAGUUUGUUGCAGAAGUGAAGAGAAUCAUUUGGUUUAUAUAACAUCACAGUCAGUUUUGUCUUGUUUGAGUUUUGAAUUGGCUAUUUUUGGAUAUCAAUGUUUAUAUUACGAGCGUAAUUGUUUCCAACCCAUAUACUUUCCUCUCUUGAAAUUGUACAUUCAAUAUCUUGUGACAUAUUGUACAAGUUCAUCGUUUGAAGCAGUCAUUCAUACUGCAAAGUGUCUGUUGGAAUGGCUACGAUUGUGUCCAGUGAAUACCGACCAUACAAGUUGUUUUGUUUCAGAAUGUAUUCCAAUUGAGAAGGCAAAGGAGAAUGACUCGAGGAUUAACUGCAAGUGUAUUUGGCGAAGUGCUUUACUAGAUACGAUUAUAGGAUUGGCAUUGUUUCAAAGUCCUUAUAGGUAUAUAGAACAACUAUGCAUAGUACUUGAGCAUAUAUAUGAAGCGAAAAUCUUCUCCAAUCUGGCAAGGGACUUUUACAAAGCAGUUGAACAUUAUUUUGUACAUAGCAGCGUUCAUUUAAGGAGCAUUCGAUAUUAUCUGCAAAUUUUAUCUUUAACCUGUUCUGAGAAUAUCGAUGUCUCUAAUAUGAUUCUUGUAGAGUUAUUGUGUGCAGUUAGUGUACAGAAUUUCGAAUUGGACAGGAUUCCACCUUUAUUUAUUCGAAUAUAUUCAUAUAGCGAUACAAACCAUCCUUUAACGGUUCAACAGCGUCUAGAGACUUGUGAACAGCGUUUGAAAGAAGGAAGGACUCUCGUUUCUGAAACUUGUCAAUUGUCUUUGAAAGCCGAUGAUUCUAUUCGUAAGGGUUUUGUGUCUUUGGAAACUGUUCUGAGACUUACAGGUGCCUGUUCGAAUAUGCUUAUCAAACAAAUAGUAACACCUUCUAUUCACCCUAGAGUAUCUGUUUGCAAUGCGUUGGACUGUAAAAUACUGCUUUACUAUGAAAGCAUUCAAUUACUAAUACAGAGAGACUUGUAUAUAUUUGAAAGAUGGCCUUCAUCAUCAUUCUCCAAAGCAUCGGAAUCGAUUUUGCAUAUCGAGUCGUCGCCGGCGUUUUGGUUGUUGAGUUGUUUCCUUCAAAUGUACAAACUCUAUACGUAUCCAAACAACCCACGAGCUCAAAAAGCGCUUAUUGCUGCUGAAUAUGCACAAGUAUCAGUUCAAGUUCCUAAGUUCGAGAUGGGAAAGGACAACAAGAGUCCAGAAUUUCUAAAGUUAUUUCCCUUGGGAAAGAUUCCAGCUUUGGAAACUCCUCAAGGUCCUGUUUCUGAGAGUCCCGCUAUAGCCUGGUAUUUCGCAAAAUUGCGUCCGGACAAGGGUUUAUGUGGAAAUUCUCUCUAUGAAGAGUGCCAAGUGCAGCAGUGGAUUUCCUUUGCAGAAGACGCAUUUGCGAAACAUUAUCCAGUCUUAUUAUAUCCCUAUUUCAUGCCAGGAAACUUUUCUUUCCAAGAACAAGAAGCUGAAAAGGCAAAGCAACAAAUCAAACGUUAUUUGGACGUUUUGGAGUUACACUUACUGCACAACACUUACUUGGUUGGAGAGCGCGUUACUUUGGCGGAUAUCACUGCCGUGUGUUAUAUUGUACCACUAUUUCGUAUCGCCUUGGGGAAGAGUUUUCGAGCGGCUUAUACCUCCUUGUUACGUUGGUUGCAUACUUGUCUGAAUAAGCAAUCAUUUCAAAGAGUGAUUGGUAGUGUGGAGUUUUGUACGGAACCAUUGGUUGGUCAGAAAACUGCAACAGCAUCAACUGUACAAGAAGGACACGAAAGCACAAUUUCUCAAAGCUCCCAUGUGAAUGGAUUUAGUAAUGAACUUAUGGAUAUGAAUGAAUGGAAACGUAAAUAUAGUAAUACGGAUACUAGAACUGAAGCGCUGCCUUGGUUUUGGGAACACUUCAAUCCCUCACAACUUUCCUUGUGGUAUUGCAAGUACAAAUACAACGAUGAAUUGGAGAAGACUUUCAUGUCCGCUAAUCUGGUUUCUGGAUGGUUUCAAAGAUUGGAGUCUUUGAGAAAGAGUACUUUUGGAAGUAUUUUACUUUUUGGGCAAAGUGGUCCCGCCGGUUCCGUCGAAAUACAUGGUGUAUGGCUUUUUGUAGGUCAAGAUAUACCGAAGGAUAUGAAGGAGGGAGUCGACUUUGAUGCUUAUGAGUUUAGUAAGUUGGAUCCAAAUAAUGCGAAGGACAGAACCUUGAUAGAAAACUUCUUUGCUUGGGAUGGUGACUUUAGUUCCAUUACCAAUAAACCAGUGAAUCAAGGAAAGGUAUUCAAAUAAAGUCCAUGUUCAGUUGCCGGUU
Molecule: messenger RNA, 3893 nt
Organism: Galdieria sulphuraria
Lineage: Eukaryota; Rhodophyta; Bangiophyceae; Galdieriales; Galdieriaceae
Product: elongation factor EF-1 gamma subunit
Exons: 3
Coding region: 17-3871 (1284 amino acids)
Biological process (GO): translational elongation
Cellular component (GO): cytoplasm; nucleus
Molecular function (GO): translation elongation factor activity
Source: RefSeq, a predicted model, not a curated record